Messenger RNA from Monoraphidium neglectum, 3423 nucleotides. RefSeq lists its product as hypothetical. The record is from RefSeq and is a predicted model, not a curated record. Bases 1 to 3423 code for a protein of 1140 amino acids. The transcript has 7 exons. Lineage: Eukaryota; Viridiplantae; Chlorophyta; Chlorophyceae; Sphaeropleales; Selenastraceae. Gene Ontology annotation, cellular component: cytoplasm.
AUGGAACGAGAUCUUGAUCCCGAGGACUGGCUGCUGGCUCAGGCUGCCCGCCUGGUGCCUCGGUACAUGGAUAUUUCUCAUGACAUGGGUUGGGCCGAGGCAUUCGUCCUGGAUGGCGACAGCCUGCUGCUGCACAGCCUGCUGGGGGCUCCCGGCACCCGGGUGGAUGUGGGGCAGCCGCUGGCGGCGGUCUACCGGGCAGAGUGCCGCCUCAAGAUGCUCCUCGACCGCGGCUGCCGCUUCGUGGUCCUCCUCUCGCCCGCCCUCGCUGCCGCCUGGGCCGCCGACGACCCCGCCGCUGCCGCGCUGCGUGCCGUGUUCACGCGCCACAUGUCGGCGCUCGCGUGGCGCCGCGAUGGGCUCAGGGUGGCGGAAUGCGACCCAGGGUCCCCAGAGUGGCAGCGGCUGCUGGAUGAGUUGAAGCCGCGAUAUGUUAUGGUGGCUGACAUGGUCGACGAGGAGAGCAGCAGGCAGCUCGCCGGACGCGACGGCGACGAGGGCGGGGGCACAGGCGCCGCUGCCGCGCGGCGGCCGCUGGCGCGCGUGCGGCGCGGGCUGCUGGCGGCGGCUUACCUGUACCUGCUGGCACGCCGCGACCUGGUGUUUCUCGGCGGCCUGCAGGCCAACAGUCACUCCGUGUUUGGCUACCUGCUGCGCGCAUCGUAUGCGCACCGCCUGUUGGCGGAGGAGGGGCCCGCCGUCAGCGCGGCGGCUGCGGCCUUGCUGCCCGGCUUGAUCGGCUCUCACGGCGUCAGCCGCCGCGGCGGCGUUGGCGGCAGUGCGGCAAGCGUUGGGGGAUGCGACGAUGCAGGGCGUGGCGCUGUGGCAAUCAAAGGAGAGGUGCGGUGCGGCGGCAGCCAGAAUGUGAGCUGCGGUGGAGGGGAAGGCCAGGACGCGCGCGAGGGGGCUUUGGUCAGGGCCCUGCUGUCGCAAUCGGCCAGCCCGCGCGAGGCGCUGGGCGGCGCAUGCGCCGCACGCGCCGCCGCUGCCGGCUCUGCCGCAGCCAGCAGUUUAGGUGGUGUUGGUGCCGAGGACUAUGGGCAGGAGGCUCCGACAGCGGCGGGGGUUGUGGCGGAGGCCGCUGCGGCCCGCGCGGCGUGGCCGUGGCUGUCGCGCGUGUGGGCGCUGCACUGUGUGCUGUUGGAUUGGCUCAGCCUGGAGAGCCGGGCGCUGCCGGUGGCGACGGCGCUGCGCUCCGACCCUGGCGCAGCGCGGAUGACGCGACAGCUGCUGAUGCCGUUUGCCAGGGCCGCACUGGCGAGCGCACCUGAAUGGGUCGCGCCUGCCUUCAGCACUGCCGAGGGUGCGCCGCCACCAGACCGGCCGCACCCGCCGCAGCUGCGAGAGGCCGACGCACCUGAAGAGGACGGACAGUUGAGGGCCCUCGCUGAGCUGGUGGAUCCCUGGGACACAGGCCUUUUCUUCGCCGUGGCAAUCUCCCUGCUCAAUGGCGGCACAAGCGCAGCCAGCGCCCUGCUGGCGGCCCUGCCCCCAGACGGCGCCGGCCGCCGCGCAGCGGCCGUGCUGGCCGCGGUGGAUGCCCUGGCGGCGGGCGCAGAUGUCGCUCAGCUGCUCAGCGCCGUCAGAGAACCCCCAAAGCUCACGGCCGCGGCGCUCGUGCCGCCCCCAGAGGCGACCGAGGUCUGGGGCGCUGCCGCGGCGGCCGCGGCGCGCGCAGCGGCAUCGGAGGGCGCGCGGCACGGGGCGCUGCAGCGGCGGCUCGGGGAGGAGAUCUGCAUCCGCCAGCAGGCGGCGCUGGCAUUGGCGGGAUCGUGCGACCUGGUGUCAGAACUGCGGGCGGCGCUGGAGCGCGGCGAUGCGGACAGCAGCAUACCCUUGCUGUCUGGCCCCAGUGCCUGCGCAGCCGCCGAGGGCCACGGCGAGACAGCCAACGGUGACAGCGUGGAGAGGUCGGGCGCCGCGCCGCCGCUGGCCGGCGGGCGUUUCGCGGCCGUGCAGCGGCCGUGGCAGGAGCGGUACCACUGGCACAUCCGGACAGACCUGAAGCCCUUCUUCAUGCUGGAGGCCAAGGCUGACCUGGACAUGGAAGCGCAGCGCAAGCAGCUACUGCGCAUGAAGCCACACCAGCUGGCCUCUAGAAAGUUCAGCAGGUUCAUGACGCGCGACGAGGCGGGCGCGCUCUCCGGCCUCUUGGAAGCCGCCCGCGCCGAGGCCGACACCAAGGCGCGCGAAGAGCUGCUGAGGCGGGCGCUCCGCAUCGCCGACAAGGCGAUGAGCCACUGGGCCACACGCCAGAAGCAGGCGCGCACCGGGGGUUUUCCUGGGUGCCGUCCCUCGGCAAAGUGUGGCGCUGCGGAUGCUGGGGAGUGGUGCAGGGCGGAGGCUUUCUCGGCGCGUGCCAUGAACCGCAUGGUGCUGAGCCUGCAGGGCGGCUUCUAUGAUUCAGGGGGCGGCAGCAAGCGCGGCGCAGCCAUCACGGCCGCCGCGCAGCUGGCGGAGGAGGAGACUGAGGCCGGCGGCGUAGCCAAGCGCGGCGGCGGCGGGGGCGGCGGGAGGACCGGCAAGGGCGGCAAGUCGUCCGCCGACCACAUCAGGCGCGACAAUGCGGCGCGCCUGGCUGCCUUGGACGCGGAGAGGGAUCUGUGCAGCUGGCGGCUGACCGCGCUGCGCUCGGUGGACUCGGCGCUCGACGCGCCGACAGAGACGGCCCUGGCGCGCGCGGCGGAGGCGGUCGACGGCUUCGCGGCCGCCGCCACGACGCCGGCCGGCGCGGCGCACGCGGCGGCGGCGCGGCUGGUGGUCGCCCACGUGUGGCUGAGGAGGGCAGCAAAGGGCACCGCCAAGGGCGGCGGCGGCAGCAGCGGCGGAGGGGUGCCGUCGCGCCUGGAAGCGCCGCUGCGGCUUCUGCUGCUGGCGGUCCAACGGGCGCUGGCGCUGCCGCGGAGGCAGCAAGCAGAGCCCGUCGACCUGCCCAAAGGUACCGACGGCGGAGGCGGGCCGGCCGCGCCGCUCGCGGUGGCGGCGGCCGCGGCGCGCGCGGCCGGAUUCGGCGACCUGGCGUCGUGCCUGAUGCAGGCGCUGCCGCCGCGGGCCGCUGAGCAGGCGGACGCCGCGGCUGGAGCUGCGUCUGAUGGCAGGGGCGGGGGCACGAAGAAGGGUAAAGGGAAGGAGGGUGCGCCCAAGGAAUCCAAGGAGGGGUUCAAGAAGAAGGACAAGGGCCCUGGCAAGGGCAAGAGCCAGGAGGUAGCGGCAGCAGGCGGCCCGCACCGCAGCCUGCAGCCCAAGCUCAAAGCCAUCGACUGGGACGCAGUCGGCUGGCGGCCGCCGAGCGCGGAGCGGCUGCAGCUGCUGCUGGUGCCGCACCUGCUGCCGCGAGAGCGCGGCGGGGAGCGGGACGGGCGCGUCGCGUUCGUGCCGGACGCGUGGCAGCGGCGCCUGCUGGACACUGUGGAUGCGGCAUAA